CGGUUGCCCUCCUCCAAGGACGAAUGCUUCAUGAUUGGUGCCUUGAGUCUGUGACAUCACCUGCGGGCAGACUAUUUCUGGACAAUGAGUUGCGUCUUUGAGAGAUUUUUCUAAUCAGGCUGGAGGAAGGUAAUUUAAUGAUUUCCAAGAGGAGCUCUCAGCACUACAGGAAGAUUUGAAAGAGGAGUACCUCGUGUAUACAGCAAUUCAAGAAUGAGCGACGCCAAUACCCUCAACACCACAGAAGUGGCAGCUGGUCCCACCACACCACGCAAGGGACCUCCCAAGUUCAAGCAAAGGCAGACAAGACAGUUCAAAAGCAAGCCCCCAAAGAAAGGAGUAAAAGGGUUUGGAGAUGACAUUCCAGGUAUGGAGGGACUUGGAACAGAUAUUACUGUGAUCUGUCCCUGGGAGGCUUUCAGCCAUCUGGAACUGCAUGAGCUGGCACAGUUUGGUAUCAUCUAAGUCACCAGAAUCACUGCUGGUGUCUUCCAAGGUUCCAGAAUGGUCUUCUUCACCAUUGACACUUAUUUUCGGCCCUUCCAUCCACCUGCUGACAUUCUGUUGAGCACAUGCAGGGUGGCUUCAUGAGAUUCACCUAGUUCUAAACAAUUCCUUCCAGAUUAACUUGGCAAGAAGUUAUCAGGGACCCUGAAUAUUCACCAGGCUUCAUCUGAUGAAACUAUUGGAAAUGUUUAAACAUCUCUGUAAAAUAUCCUGUCUUCCCCCUGGAGUGUUCAUGUGUGUGAAGUCUCACCUGUAUCCCCUGACUCCUGGGAUGCUGUAUGUAUGAAUUUUCACCAUAUAUCCCCCGCUCUGAGUUACCUGAGAUACUGUCUGUAUGUGCCUAUUUGAAGUCUUAUCCUAUAUUCCCACCCUUGACCCUAUAAAAUCUAACUCUGAAUUAAACCCAUCGCCCACUCUCAGGCUUUCCAUGUAUAUGUGAAGUCCAACAGAUGUGGAUGAGAUUCCCAUGAUAUCUGAGCCAGCAAUCAAUUGCUCGGUGUAUUUUCAUAGGGAACAGAGUCCUGAGAGUCACCUAUCCACCUUUCAUUAGGAAGGAGAACCUGGAGUCUCUCACAUGAGCUCUCUGUAGGGAAUCUGCCACUAAAAUUCACCUCUCAGCCAUAGAACAGAAGGGCUUGGGAAUACUACAUCUUCCCUAUAUUAUUCACAGGUUAGUGGAGUAGUUAUUAGAUUUCUAUUGCUGCAAUAAGGACAGCUGACAGCCUGAAUGUUCAAGAUCACUAGCUAAAUCUAUCACAGCACUCACCCCUUUGCUAUCCUGAGAGUUUGCCAGUCUAAUCAAGUGACUCUCAAGGUGAUAUAAACUUUCAUAACCUAUAAGUAGAAAUCCCUUCCUGUUCCUGGUACCAUAUUUACAUGAGGAAUAGCUUGUAUCUGCCAGUUGUUGGUUAAGAAAAUGGAGAAGCAUUGCAAUUGUCACUUGACAGUGACAUAUAGCACAUUAAGAGUAUGUCUACACUGUAAUGUAGGCCUGUGUGUGAGCCUUGGCUCAAGCCUAACCCCCCCUUGCAUGUACACUGCAAUUGCGCUGACCUAGGGCUCGGACCCAGGGUUCCAGGACCCUGCAGGGCUGGAGGAGUUAAGCUGGUACCCAGGGUGCGAGACCUAUUACUUUGCAAUGUAGACGGAGCCCCGAUUGACUCAGGUCCUGGGAGUCAGCUGGAAGUAUCCCACAAUUCCAUGGGACAACUUCCUUGGUCUUCUCUAUCCCAAGAAUCUGCAAUCUACUCUAGUGAAAAUGGCAAAUAGCAGCAGCUCAGGUCAGUGUUAACCCAUUCUCUUCUGAUCACUGAUCUGCAAGCACCCUGUCAGAGACCCUCCUGGGCUUGCAAUGGAAAACAAACUGAUCAAGCCUUUUGCAAAGUGACCGGCUUCCUGGUAACAUGCAGGGUAGACAGUAAAGUUCUCCCAAAGUGCACCAUGGUCCUUGGGCUAGAGCAGCCACAUUUCAGAGGGUGGAGGUGCUAGGGAUUCUGGGAUAUGGUUACUAAGACUUCGGUCUGCGCGCUGCAGUGUGGAUGCCAGAGCCCUACACUCGAGCCUGGGUUAGAAAAGUCUUAAUAUAAGGUAAAAAUACAGUGUAGCCACUCAAGCCCAGGGUUCCCUAGCACAGGCAACUGACUCAAGUCUCACUAACGCUGGGCUUACAUUGCAGUGUAGACAUAUCCUAAAGCAUGGGCUGCGUACCAGCCAGAUUUAGAUGAGUCUUCUAGCACACUGCAGGUUUAGCACAAGCUGGAGUCCUACCUACCUUCUUCUCCCUCACAUUUAGCAAACAGUAGCCCCCCCCCCGCCCACAUCACUCCCCAUCCCUAUCAACCAUGGAAUGUGAAGCAUUUUCCUUUCAUGCCCUUCCCCAGUUCCAGAUUUGCAGAUUGCAUGUGUUGAAGUUGAGCACCUGACCUCAGAGGUUGGUGCAGCAAGGUGGGGUAUAGGUGAAAGAGAACAACUGGGAGUAGGCAGAAGGAGAAUAGUUCCACUGAACCUUAUGGAUCUAUCUCUUGGUCUCUGGCAGCCUUAGUCCUUGUUGGGCUGGUGAAUGGUGAUUCAUUUAGCAACACUCGAAAUUGUGCAGAGAAGGGGCAAGAGUAUUCCCUUCCUCUCUUGCAUUAAGAAAGGAUUUUAAUUUUUUCAGAAUCAAGGGGCAAAUGGUUUUUAUUAUCUGAUACUCAUAGAAGAGGAUUUCAUUCUUCUAAUCAUUGUGGUGAGCUUCAUUCAAAUUUACCUUUCCCUGGUUUACACUGCAUGUGUCAAACUAAUAAUUUAUAGAUAUAUAUCCAUUUUUACUUGAAAUUUUUUAGCAAAUAUGUGUAAGCCAAAAGUUUAAAAUCAAUUUACGCAAAGAAUUGUUACAAAUACAUGGCUGCAUCAUGAUCACCACCUAUUCCAGUGUGAGGGCCUUUAAUCCAAAAAAACAAGACUCACCACUUAAAGAUAAAGGGAUAUGCUCAUUAGCUGUCAGUAAUACUGCUUUUAUUUUCAAUAGGCCAGUCACUAGAAGGCAGUAGUACACAAACAAGAAACACAUUACAGCAAUGUAACCAUUACAAGUACAAAUUGUGUGUCAACUGGCGAACUACAUCACAGGACUACUUCAUAGUGGGUUCUGGGAAGUCGGCGGAUGCAAGCCUGCCCACUGCUAAAGCACCCUCCCGCAGCCUGUGGGAAGGAUCCACUGGGCCCGGGACUCAAAUAAUUACAUGGGACAACAGAAAAAUAACAGGGAUAAGUGUGAGGGUCAAAGGGUCAAAUGUAGGAAACCUGUAGGGGACACUGAGCAGAGAACCCUGGACAGAGCCCACUGCUCCUCAAAGGUGUCAAGGGAGCCAGUGGACGCCACCCAAGGAACUCUGCCCAGAUGUGUGAAUGGAGGGAAGAUUGGAAGUAGGCCCCACAGUCACAGGAAACCCCCUCAGCCAAUCACAGGACUACUUGUUAGGCAGAUACCAUCUAUAACCUUUGUUUUUCAUGCAUUGUUGCUUCUCGUUUCUUGCACCCUUCUCUCAUUUUACAGCUCUUCCUCAACAUCUUCUCUGUGCAGGUGUGAUUUUUAUUUAGUUUUUAAAUAUGAGUGACUUAUUUCAUUUAUCUUCAGUUUUACUUAAUAGCCUUUGGUUUUUUGAUUAAAUAAGGAUGUCAGUUUUCUUGUGCUUUCUCUCACCUUAAAUUGCUCUAUUUAUAUGACCCUUAUCUCUCCCCCUCAGAUUCUGACCCUCUUAUAAUUUGUCUGGAAAAAGGCUUAUUGGUUCCAGUUUCUGGAUCACACAAAGAAGUGUGGUCAUUGCCUCUCUCAUUAGUGUGCUUAAUUAGGAACAUAACAUGAGGACUGAACAUUAGAGUAGCCCUUGAGCUCCCAUUUUUGUCCCAGGUUGAGACAUGGCCUUCUGGCAUUGGGACUGUUCUCUGCCACAAAGUUCCCUCUUUCUAAAGGCGUCCAGAGAUUGGGACAUUCUAGUGAACAUCAAGGUAUUGAUAAAGUUUCUCCUCUGAACCCUGUGUUGGUACAUUCCCUUCCACCACAAGAGUAUUGCUAGGUUUCCCCUUCAAAGGAGUCCAAAAUCAAUACAUUCCCUGCUAGCUCCCAUACCUGGCUGAAGACCUGUUUUGCAGGGGUUUGGGGGCAGCUGCUGUUGGUCUUAGGUUUUGGGGGAUUCUUUUAAGAUGAUAGUUAUUUCUUUCAUUUUAAGGAGUUUUAAGAUUUAUGAAAGGAAUUUUAAAACAAGUUCUCUUUUGGUCUUUAAAAAAAGAGAGAAUGAGAGAGCCCCUGGAAUCUUAAUUUUCAGAGGAAGCUGUGAGAGUUGGCAAUGUUGCAAGGAAAAAAUAUAUUUAAAAAAACCUUAUGAAAUACUGCAGCAUGUUCACAUUGUAACAGGUUAUUCUUUGUUCUUUUACUAUUAAAAAUUGUUUUUAAAAUCCUGAA
Molecule: messenger RNA, 4447 nt
Organism: Trachemys scripta elegans
Lineage: Eukaryota; Metazoa; Chordata; Testudines; Emydidae
Gene: PDE6H
Product: phosphodiesterase 6H
Exons: 4
Coding region: 214-465 (83 amino acids)
Biological process (GO): positive regulation of epidermal growth factor receptor signaling pathway; positive regulation of G protein-coupled receptor signaling pathway; visual perception
Cellular component (GO): photoreceptor outer segment membrane
Molecular function (GO): cGMP binding; 3',5'-cyclic-nucleotide phosphodiesterase activity
Source: RefSeq, a predicted model, not a curated record